Choloepus didactylus (southern two-toed sloth) is the source of this 1294-nucleotide messenger RNA. It is a transcript of the gene RNF7, whose product is annotated as ring finger protein 7. Lineage: Eukaryota; Metazoa; Chordata; Mammalia; Pilosa; Megalonychidae. Gene Ontology annotation, biological process: protein ubiquitination; ubiquitin-dependent protein catabolic process. The record is from RefSeq and is a predicted model, not a curated record. Gene Ontology annotation, molecular function: cullin family protein binding; zinc ion binding; ubiquitin protein ligase activity. Gene Ontology annotation, cellular component: nucleus; Cul5-RING ubiquitin ligase complex. The transcript is spliced from 3 exons. The coding region runs from base 126 to 398 and encodes 90 amino acids.
CGGCAACGGCCGGUGGCUCGCGGCCUGCGGGCGGCGCUGCAGCGGGUCCGCCGACCCCGGGGAACCGACGUAGUCGCCCGCCUUUCUCGGCUCGACGUCUCGGUCGCCGGCUCCGCGCCGCCGCCAUGGCCGACGUGGAAGACGGUGAGGAGUCCGGCACUCUGUCCUCUCAUUCUGGGAGCGCGGGCUCCAAGUCGGGGAGCGACAAAAUGUUCUCCCUCAAGAAGUGGAACGCGGUGGCCAUGUGGAGCUGGGACGUGGAGUGCGAUACGUGCGCCAUUUGCAGGGUCCAGAUGCCUGUCUUAGAUGUCAAGCUGAAAACAAACAAGAGGAUUGUGUUGUGGUCUGGGGAGAGUGUAAUCACUCCUUCCACAACUGCUGCAUGUCCCUGUGGGUAAAACAGAAUAAUCGCUGCCCUCUCUGCCAGCAGGACUGGGUGGUACAAAGAAUCGGCAAAUGAGAAUGGAAGGAAGGCUUUUUUAGUGCAGUUGUUCGGAGCCCUGGUGGAUCUUGUUAUCAACAAGUGCCCUACAAAGGCGUGGACACUCCGGGGAUUUAAUUCUUCAAAUAAGAGGAGGUGGAUCCAUGGUCCUUCGGCAUUCAUCAAAGGCGUGGUUUAGCAUUUUGUCAGUUUUAUUUUUGUGAAUUCUCUACAAUGAAGAAGAUAAUUUGUAAAAGAUGUGGUCUUUCCUACCUCUGUGGUGUAGUGUCUCACACACUGCUUUGAAGUGCUGUAAAAGAGUAGAGAACUACGAACCUAAUGACCUUUAUAAUUUACCUAUUGAUAUCCAAGGGGCUGUGGAAGCAGCUCCAUUGAGAAGACGACUUUUUGCAUGCUUACAGUUGAUCAGUUGAAAAAAGAGAGAGAAUGUUAUAGUAACAAAUAAAGUACAGUUUCAAACCCAACUUUUAAUCUUAAUUUGUUUCUGAUAUUUAUUUUCUGAGGAGAGGGGAGAUGUGACUCAUAGACUCUUCAUUUGAUGAAAUGAGAAUUUUAAGUUUGGACACAUACCAGUGAACAAAGUUCAUAAAAUUUCAUGGGGUAUAUGGGAUUUUUAUUGUCUCUUUGAUUCAUCAAGAAGACCUAGAUCAGCAUGUACCUCACUGUCUAAUCAUUGAGUGAUAAAAAACAUAUAAGUAUUUUCAACCUCUGGUCAGAUUGGAUUAUGUUGUGAUUUAACUAUGUAACUGUGUUUUAGCUGGAAUGUUAGUGAGGGGAAAAUGUUGACUGCUGUACAAUUGGAUCAAAAAGUUUAUCACAUGUUUUAAUAAAUGGUUUAUUCUGUUUACUUUA